Molecule: messenger RNA, 1305 nt
Organism: Racocetra persica
Lineage: Eukaryota; Fungi; Glomeromycota; Glomeromycetes; Diversisporales; Gigasporaceae
Source: the annotation of a GenBank genome assembly
AUGAAUCUUGAAGAAAUUGCUCCGGAUUUACCUAAAAUCCAAGAGCCAAAGUUGGACGUACUCAUACAUGUUGGUAAACCACCAAAUUCAACAACAAUAAAAGAAAAUUCACAAGUUUUAAAGGAUCAAUGUGAAUAUUUUCGUACUCUUUUGAAUGAUAAAUCGGUAAAAAAAAAUGAUGGAUGGAUGGAAAUUAAUUUACCGUCUAUUUCUCCUGAAGUUUUUUAUUUCAUACUAGAUUACAUAAAAGAUGGUUGGAAGACUUUUGGAUGUCAGCAAGAUGACGGAAAAAGCACAUUGGAUCGACUAAUCGCCCUUGAUGAAUUAGGAAUAAAAGAAUUGCUUGGUCCCGGCCAAGAUUAUUUAAUUAAAAACCAAUCUGGUUGGAUUCGUGAUAAUUUUUCACUUGUUUACAAAACUACAAUUAAAAUACCUUCAUUGGAUUCUUUACGAAAAUAUAUACUUGGAAUAUUACAGAUUAGUUUGUUCGGCGAAACUAUAAAUCCUUUUAUUCCUUUAAUAAGAUUUGAACAUAUUUCAUCUGAUGAUUUUUGUAGUACAGUAUUACCUUUUCAAAGGUUCCUUCCACCAGAGCAACAACGUUCACCACGUUACUGUUCUUCCGAAGAUACAUUGAAUAACAACGGUUUAUUUCCUCGCUUGACGCGACCGAGACGAACAGCAUUUAUAGAUUCAAAUAUCAUUAAUAUUUCUCAUGCAGCUUUGAUAGCAAGUUGGAUAAAACAUAAACCAUCAGUGAAUUCACAGGUUAGAACCAACCUGAAAUUUCAAAAACCAUCAUCAAUCCCUUAUAGUUUUCACCUUUUGUAUCGGGCGAGCAGAGAUGGAUUUUCUGCUAAAGCAUUUCACAGAUACGUUGAUAAUUGUUUAAACUCGACAUUCAUUAUUAUAAAAUUAAAACUUUCAUCACAAAUAAUUGGUGGCUUCACCUCAAAAUCAUGGAAAUCACCCCCAUUAAACUUCCCUAAGAUUGUAAACGAUCAUGAGUCAUUUAUAUUUUCAUUAUGCGAUCCGAGUGGCGAUGAAAGAUUUGCUGACUUUAGCAGGCCUAAGUCUGGCUAUUUUCCUUUUAUGUUUAGUUCAAAAUAUAUAUAUUAUGGAAAAAAUGCUAUUAAAUUAAGUAAAUCUAGACCUUCUUUUGGAAGGACCGACUUACAAAUCAGAGAUGGAACUUGUUUUUGUAAAGUUUGUGAUUAUGAUAAGGCUAUUACUUGGGGUAGUGGAAGCUUUGAAAUGGAAGAAUGUGAAGUAUUUAGCGUUAGGAGAAAAGACAAGAUCCUUUAA